Molecule: messenger RNA, 1906 nt
Organism: Nerophis lumbriciformis (worm pipefish)
Lineage: Eukaryota; Metazoa; Chordata; Actinopteri; Syngnathiformes; Syngnathidae
Gene: meiob
Product: meiosis specific with OB-fold
Biological process (GO): resolution of meiotic recombination intermediates
Molecular function (GO): single-stranded DNA 3'-5' DNA exonuclease activity; single-stranded DNA binding
Source: RefSeq, a predicted model, not a curated record
AAUGAGCUAACCAGUUAGUUUGGAUGUGAUAAAUUUGGGGUCUGGACAGCAUUUGCCUCGUAAAACGACGUUAACACGUCUUUAUUGUAGGUUAUUAGUUUCAAGUAUUGAUAUUUUCCAGGAUUAUAUUUGUAGUCAUUAAGCUGUUAGUUCAUUAGGAAGGGUACUGAAAAAUGUCUGCCAUUAGCAUCUCUGAGCUACAUCCCAACAUUGUUCAGCCUAAAGUGGUUGGCAUCAUCAUAGGAAAAUCUGACACAAGGAGCUUCCCGGACCGAAAAAAUACUACUCAACUACGCUCCGAAGGCGUCUGCUCCCUCACGCUGCUGCUACUCUUCGCCUUUUGCUCCAAAGACAGCAAGAACUCGACUCGGUGAAAGAAACAACAUGUUGGUAUGGAGAGAUUUACUUUUGGCUUCACCAUCAAGGACUCUCCUGACUUCUUCAUCAAUGUGACGGCUUGGGGAAAUGAUGGGUACAUCAAUGGGCUCUAUGGCAGUUUCAGCAUCGGAGAUUGCGUCACCAUUGAAAAUCCAUUAGUGGCCACCAAAGACCCAGAAAAGGAUGACAGGUUCUGUCCAACAACACCAACUCCCUACAGGCUGAUGGUGACAGAGGUUCACUCCCAGGUGAAUAUGUGUACAGACAUUGACACCACAGAUAGCCUGCUGCCGCUGAUCCACCUGCCAGUUAAGGACUCCAGAGACUUCUACACUCUGGGAGACAUAGUGGCCAACGGACAGAGUCUGGAAGGAUCUUUUAUAAACAUACUUGCUGCUGCGAAAUCAAUUGGGGAGACUAAACUGUUCAGGACAUCCGAUGGACGCCAAGGACAGAGGCUGGAAGUGAAGCUUUUUGAUGAUUUGGUUUCCUCUUUUCCACUCAUCUGUUGGGACAGAGAAGCUAUUCAUCUUAUCCAGACUUCGGUAACCAAAGGGACUGUGCUCUUCCUAGCCGAUACAAAGAUUACCUUUGACAGCUUCCGCAAAGGAAUGAACGCAUCUGUCAACUCCAAAACGAUUAUCACCGUCAAUCCUGACACCCGGGAGGCCAGUCUGCUUUACAGCUAUGCUAAAGAGAUGGUGGAAUCCGGGGCUCUGGAAAUCGACAAGUCAGAGGAUAUGCCAGUGGAGUCCAUCACUGACGUGUACACGGUUAGUCAACUGAAGGAGAAAUCACAGGAAACUGUUGAGAUAUUCUUUGGCAUCACAUUCAGCUUCAUCUCCAAGCUGGACCUGGACUCUUCCGUUUCAAAAGUCAUCAAGACACGCUGCUCCAGAUGUAAAUUCCAGGCGCCUGAGGGCCUGCAGUGCUGCACUAACCAGUUGUGUCCGGGAAGGGGUCAAGUCUUUUCAGCCAACACAGGCUUUGACCUGCUGGUGGACCUCACAGACCACACGGGUACUCUGCACGCCUGCAGCCUCAGAAGCCCAGUGGCUGAGAUAACAUUUGGCUGCACUACAGAAGAGUUUACCCGUUUGACCGACGAUGAGCGCACUGCAAUGAAGUGGAAGUUUCUUUUGGAGAGAUGCAAAACAUAUGUGAAGAUCCUACCGUCCACUAAGACAAAGAGUGGGGUCAGAGCGGUUGUUCUGGCCUGCUCACUGGCUGACCCGGGUGAGGCGAAGCAGCACAUGUUGGCGCUACUGCAGCAGCCCUGAGCAACACAUAUAAAGUUAUUGUUGACUCUUUUCAUCUGUUAUUACAGUGACCAUUAGUAAACAGUAACAAUGGGUGUUGAGACUUUGUGUUUUGAUGCUUGAAAUUAUCUACUGUAUUUGUUUAUGUUUAUUCAUUAAAAAAACAACGUGUUUUUUGUUUUACAUUUUCACCUGUUAAAUUGCCUGUUCAACCUGUUUUACAGUAAAGUUGCAUUAAUUAUUCAUAUCUGAUGUAUUAUAUUAAAAUG